Bombus terrestris (buff-tailed bumblebee) is the source of this 1959-nucleotide messenger RNA. It is a transcript of the gene NT1, whose product is annotated as neurotrophin 1. Gene Ontology annotation, biological process: innate immune response; central nervous system formation; regulation of Toll signaling pathway. Gene Ontology annotation, cellular component: extracellular region. The record is from RefSeq and is a predicted model, not a curated record. Lineage: Eukaryota; Metazoa; Arthropoda; Insecta; Hymenoptera; Apidae. Gene Ontology annotation, molecular function: growth factor activity; Toll binding. The transcript has 10 exons.
AUGAUGACGCGUGGACUAUUUUUUAUCACGGUGGCAGUCGUGCUACUGUCCUCGAUCAACGUCAGCGUUGAGAAGGAUUUGAAAGACGACGUGGAUCUCAACGAUCGCAAAGAAAACAACGAGACGACGGUCACGUCCAUCAAGAUCAACGACGUAGAAUUCAAGAACAGGACAGAUAAACUACGGGAGAGUCAAUUGGAAGAAGUUCGUGCACUAUUGAAUAAUGGAAGUCGACAAAAUGCCAGCAGGGAACUCAUGCUACCGAAAAGCGCGGACAUCGCAAAGAUCAUAUCCGAUGAUCCCACUGGUGAUGAGGAAGGGUUGGAAGAAUUGCCUGAGCCACAAGAAUUGAGGAUUAUAAGACCCAACUUGCGGAAACGACCUGGUUAUCGACCUCCUCUAAGAAGACCAACUUCUCUAAAUCGAAGAAAUGUCUAUGCAGAUCUAUCGAGAACAUCACUAAUAAGACCACCCAGACGACCCACAGAAGUAAAACGAGAUCCAACAGAAAAAGAAUGUACUUUCUUCACGAAGACAGUUUGUCUCGAAGUAGCUGAUUACCCACACGAGGCGAUUACGAGGAGUUUGAGAAGCAACAAGGAGAUGGUCGCUGCAUUGUUGACUGAUUACAAGUCGCAAGAUUUUGACGAAUCUGCCGAAAGUCUUCCGAUUGCAUUGCCCCUGGAAAACAAAUAUGAGAAUCGAUACGAGAGUAAUGAAAUUAGGAGAAGAUCCGAUGCAAGUUCAUCAUUUGAAAAUGUCGAAGAAGGAUUCACGUGUCCAUCCGUCAUCAAAUAUGCACGACCACAACUAGCUAGAGCCGCUUCCGGUAUUUGGAAAUAUAUAAUAAACACUGGUGAACACACGCAAACUCUACGAAUGGAGAAAUGCUCAAACCUGCAGUCGAGUUGCUCUUUCAUAUCAGAGAACUAUCGAUCUUCUUGCAUGCAAGUGUACAAUUACCAUAGACUUUUGACAUGGGAUAACAAAUUGGGUCUUCACAUGGAUAUUUUCAAAGUUCCAUCUUGCUGUAGUUGCCAUGUGCACGGUUACGCUGAUAUUUUUCCACCUCAUCAAAAGGACCCAUCACUCAGAAUUAAAGAAUCGUUUCCUGGAUCUGACUUCGCCACCAGCGAUCAAAAAGAUGACUUUGAAGAGUCUCCGAAAUUAAAUUAUUUAAACAAGUUCCCUUUCGAUUCAAAUUUCUAAAACCUUGCAGGUUCAAGCAAUAAAAAGCCUACAGUAGAAACUACCCCUAGUAGACCACCGUUUAUUCUACCUGUAAGAACAAGAUCAAAGAAACCUUCGUCUACAAGUUCAAGGCCAUUCGAUAAAUUGCCUCAGCAACACGCACCGAAUACUAGAGCACCAGGAUAUACUGGACCAUUACUAAAAGGUUCUAGACCAAGUAGACCCAACAGACCACCAUAUAGAAGAGAAUCCACGUCUCAUGUUGAGGAACAAACUGAGACUGUGAACAGUACGAUUUUAAAUAGAUACAGUCAACCAUACGAUUUGCAAAUGGACGCAACGUCAAGACUACAAAAUGGUGGUUUCGACGACGAAUACCAAGAACCGCAGAGGCGAAUCAAUUAUAAUUACCACCCGAUUAUCGACUUCUUCAGACCAGAGGCAAUGAUGUUACAGUCGUCUGAAGAUUCAUCGACAUCGGACCAAAACGAUUCCAAUUCGUGGAAACCUUUGAUUGCUUCUUGAGCGUAAUUUUGCUUCUUUUCGGAGUACCUGAUCGUUUCUUCCUUUUGUAAGAAAUUAAAAUUGUCGGAUGUUCAUCGUGUUUUAACGUUAAUCAACCUUGCAAAAACGAAAGUAUUAUAUACAUAAUAAAUAUAUACGUCGGAAGUAGAUACUACAAUUCGACUUAUUGUUAGUUUCAUAGUUUAUUUUCUGUACUCGCUCGUAUUCGUUGGUGUCCUCCAAUUUCGAUUAAUAAAUCGUUUU